Messenger RNA from Triticum turgidum subsp. durum (durum wheat), 1893 nucleotides. NCBI's taxonomy places the organism in Eukaryota, Viridiplantae, Streptophyta, Magnoliopsida, Poales, Poaceae. The record is from the annotation of a GenBank genome assembly.
AUGGCUGAGACGACGCAGGACGCGCUGGAGGCUGAAAUGAUGGAGAUCUUUGUCCCCUUCAGAGGAUUCUGCUCUAGGAAUGGGGUGCAAGAAUCGGAGGUGAUACUGGAAGAGGCAGACGUCCCCAAGGCCAUCAUAGACUACAUCAGUGCCAACAAGAUCCAGAGCAUCGCGCUGGGCGCGUCCAACAGGAACGCAUUCACCAAGAAGUGGAAGAACCCCGACGUGCCCUCCAGCCUCAUGAAGGGCGCGCCCGACUACUGCAACAUCUACGUGGUCGCCAAGGGCAAGCCCGUCAACGUCAGGCUCGCCAAGUGCGGCGUGCCGGCCGACGACAGCGACUUCCUCCUCGCAACCUACUCCAGGAGGAGCUCCAGGAGCCAGCUGCCGCCGGUCUUGCCCGACUUUUUGUCCUCCAGCAGGCGCUCCAUCGACAGGCCCGAGCUCACCACGCGCCCGCCGUUCCGCGAGCGGCCCCUGCAGGCGUCCGCGACCAAGCCCCACCUCCUCUUGGCAAGGAUGGACAGCACCACGCUGCGCUCCAACUCCCACGACCCAUCCAGCCUCGACCCUGACUUCGCACAGGCCGUGCAUUUCCCCUCCAUGGACAUGUACAACGCAGCAUGCAAGGAGGCCAUCAACGCCAAGCAGAGGGCCAAGGAGAUGCACCUGCUCAAGAUGGAGGAGGCGCGGCGCCUGGAGGAGGCCCGUCAGUCGGAGGAGGCCGCAUUGGCGCUCGCCGAGAUGGAGAAGGUCAAGUGCCGCGCCGCCAUGGAGGCUGCCGAGGCCGCGCAGCGUCUGGCCGACCUCGAGGCACAGCGUCGCCGCAACGCCGAGGUGCGCGCGCGCCGGGAGGCCGACGAGAAGGUGCGCGCCCUGGACGCCAUCGCCAACCACGACUUCCGCUACCGCAAGUACAGCAUCGACGAGAUCGAGAUUGCCACCGAGGGCUUCUCCGAGAGUCUCAAGAUCGGGGAAGGCGGCUACGGCCCCGUCUACAGCGCCAGCCUCGACCACACUCCGGUCGCCAUCAAGGUGCUCCGCCCGGACGCCCAGCAGGGCCGGAAGCAGUUCCAGCAGGAGGUGGAGGUGCUCAGCCGCAUCCGCCACCCCAACAUGGUCUUGCUCCUCGGUGCCUGCCCGGAGUACGGCUGCCUCGUCUACGAGUACAUGGAGAACGGCAGCCUCGAGGACCGCCUGUACCGUCGCGGCGGCACGCCGACGCUCCCGUGGAGCCAGCGCUUCAGGAUCUCGGCUGAGAUCGCGACGGCUCUGCUGUUCCUUCACCAGACCAAGCCGGAGCCGCUGGUGCACCGAGACCUCAAGCCGGCCAACAUCCUGCUGGAUCGCAACUACGUGAGCAAGAUCAGCGACGUCGGGCUGGCGCGCCUCGUGCCACCGGCGGUGGCGGACAGCGUCACGCAGUACCGGCUGACGGCCACGGCGGGCACCUUCUGCUACAUUGACCCGGAGUACCAGCAAACGGGCAAGCUGGGCGUCAAGUCGGACAUCUAUUCUCUGGGCGUGCUGCUGCUGCAGGUUAUCACCGCGCGGCCGCCCAUGGGGCUCACGCAUCACGUCGAGAAGGCCAUCGAGUCCGGAACCUUCGCACAGAUGCUGGACAUCACCGUCAAGGACUGGCCCGUGGAGGACGCGCUGGGGUUCGCCAAGCUCUCGCUCAACUGCACGGAGAUGCGGCGGAGGGACCGACCGGACCUCGGCACCGUCAUACUGCCGGAGCUCAACCGGCUCAGAAACCUCGGCAUCGCCUACAACCAGGCGCGCGCCACCGUCCCUGCUGGCGACAGCAGUUCGCAUGGGGACGGGAACGGGCAGGAAGGGGUCAGCUCACCGACGGCUGACGCGGGGUUGUGGAGAACGGCGGAAAGCUAG